AUGGCUUCUCUCUACAACCUGGAGCCGCAGCCCACGGCGAAGGUCCUCCUGCUCACCACCGCUGGCGAUAUAGAACUGGAGCUGUUUGCCAAACAAACGCCACUCGCAUCGCGUAAUUUCCUUCAGCUAUGCCUCGACGGCUACUACGAUGGCACAAUCUUCCACCGCCUUGUCCCCGGCUUCAUUAUACAAGGUGGGGAUCCCACGGGUACCGGCUCUGGUGGGGAGUCAAGCUUCGACAAUGGCGAGCCGUUCGCAGAUGAGUUCCACUCGCGGCUCAAGUUCAACAGGAGAGGGCUACUAGGGAUGGCAAAUACGGGGGCGAAGGAUGACAACGGGAGCCAGUUCUUCCUGACGCUGGGAGAGACGCCGGAGCUGACCGGGCGGAACACAAUGUUCGGUCGCAUAGCGGGCGAUACAAUCUACAACCUCAUGAAGAUGGGAGAGUCGGAGCUGACAGAGGGAAGCGAGAGGCCGCUGUACCCGACGAGGAUCACUGGAACCGAAAUCCUGGUAAAUCCUUUCGAGGACAUGGUCAAGAGGGUGCGGACAAAGCUCUCAAAGGCAGAGGACGACAACAAAGCCAAGAAGAAGGCGAAGCGGAAAGCUGGGAAGAACAUCCUCAGUUUCGGGGGCGAUGAGGAAGAUGCCGACAUCACAGCGCCCAUCGCCAAGAAGCCAAAGUUCAACAUGAAACUGGUCAGUGUAGGGCAAGAAGAUGGAGCCGUCUUGAACAACCCGCCUAUGCCCAAACCCUCAGAGCGAAAACCAGGACCGCAUACCAAGAAGCCGAUAUCUCUCUCACCAUCCCGAUCUCCACCACCCCAGUCAAUCGCCGCACCAUCAGCCCGCAACCGCUUACUCACCCGCUCUCCAUCAUCUUCGCCCGAGCCUCCAGAACCGCAGAAGAACACAGCCCUUCUUGACCGCACAAACGCCCAAAUAGCCGAGCUCAAAGCGUCCAUGAAACGGACUACCGCCACCGCGCCCUCAGCCGCACCACGCAAGAAGUCAGCACUCGAAGCCAUGAUCCCCGAGACCUCCACACGCGGCCGCAAACGGCGGCAAGGCGGCGCCACUGGCAACGCACUCGAAGACCAAAAGGCAUUGGACUUGAUCCGCGCGUUCCAAACGAAGCUAGAUCAGGCGCCCGAAGAGGCGUUUCCAGCUCCUACGUCACCACCCAAAGAGUCCACCCCGAAUGCACCAGACGAAAGCGGCGAUGGGGAUGGCGUCCCGACAGCUCAGCCAGCCGAUGCCCUGGACGAAGAGGCUGCGCUCUGCGACCUCCAUUUCAUCGUCAAUUGCCAAUCGUGCACGGCAUGGGAUCGGAACCAGCUUGGCGGCGACGUCGACGAGGAUGAGGACGAGGGCUGGAUGAGUCACAGUCUAUCUUUUGCGAAAGACAGGCUGGGCAAGGAUCUGGAAUGGAAGCGGAAGAACGAGGAGGAGCUGGUUGUCAUUGAUCCUAGGGAGAAAGCCAAAGAGAUCAAGGAGGAGAGGAAGGGGACAAGGGAUGGCGGAGGUGUACGUAGGGGCGAAAGGAGUAACGGGGCGGCUAGGCACGAGCGGAAAGACAAGCGAUGA
This is a messenger RNA of Coniosporium apollinis CBS 100218, 1587 nucleotides long. RefSeq lists its product as uncharacterized. Gene Ontology annotation, cellular component: catalytic step 2 spliceosome. Gene Ontology annotation, molecular function: peptidyl-prolyl cis-trans isomerase activity. The coding region runs from base 1 to 1587 and encodes 528 amino acids. The record is from RefSeq and is a predicted model, not a curated record. Lineage: Eukaryota; Fungi; Ascomycota; Dothideomycetes. The transcript has a single exon. Gene Ontology annotation, biological process: protein peptidyl-prolyl isomerization; protein folding.